UUGAAAUCCGCGCUCUUUUUGAAACGUCAAACGCGGUUUUCUUCAGCCAGUGUUCGGUUCGUGUGGUGUCUGUGCGAAGAAAAUUACGUGCAUUUUCCGAAUUUUCUGUGCAAAUUCUGUGCGAUUGCCGGUGACUCAUUGCGGGUGUAAUUAGUGCCGUAGACUGUGCGUGAAAAUUGGACGAAUUAGUUGGUUUUGGGGGAGGUAUUUUAAAUCGAUCGUGAGGUCGUGGUUUGAUACGAUACGAGAAGGUUCGCCCGAUCGGUAGCGCUAGAGAUCUUCCGGGCCAGGAAGCGGAUUAAUGAGCUCGAAGAAGGGCGACGAAAGGAAGAAGCAAACUCAAUAACAAGCGGACAACAAAGAAGGAGUAAGAAGAGGAAUAUAUUCGCGAGGCAAGGAUGGAAUCGGUCGCCAAAGGCGAUUGCAAGUUGUCCCCUUCGGCAUCGGCUAAGAAGCUGAAGCAAACGAGACUUCCGUUCCAGAUCUUAAGUGGAUCUCCGGUGGCCGCUCCGGAAGCAACCAAGUCAACUCCGAAUCGCAAACGGAAGCCAUCGAUCGAAGCUGAUACUAACAGAGCAACUAAAAUUGGCCGAACAUCCGAAGCAAAGGAAAAUGUCAAGGAUUCCGUUGAACCUGUUGUGGUCCUAGAUGAGGAAAGUACGGAGGCACCCGUUGCGAAUGACUCUGCCGUGGUUGAGAUUCAAGAGGAUGAUUUAUCGCAAACUCCUACUAAGAAGGCUGAUGAAAGUAACGGUGACUCGGGUGACAAGGACAAAGAUGACAGAAUUAUGAUUAAGUUCCCGGUUGGUAAAAAGAAAGCUCGUAAGAGCAGCGCUGGAGAUGAAGGAUCAGCGAAGAAAAAAGUCUCAAAAGAGAAAAAGAAGCAUCGAAAGGUGGGCAAGAAAAACAAGGAGCAUGAUCAGGAAGCCAAGCCAGCGGAGGAAUCAAUCGUACUUGAUGAUAGUGAUAUAUCGGAUGCUGAAAAGGAAGCUGAGAAGGACGAAGUUAAAGUUACAGUCGAUGCUUCCGAUGAUAAGAAGGAUCAGGAGCACACAGAGGAAAAUGAUGUGAAGGUAGAGGAAAAGGUUGAAGAUCAAUGCGAUGCAGAAGAGCCAGUGAAGGUCGUAGAAAGUACAGAAAUCCCCGAAGAAAAAGCUGCAGAAGUUGAAAAAGCUUCCGAUGAGUUAACCGAAAACGAGACGAUAGUUGAGAAUACUUCAACUGAAACUAAGCAGAACGAGCAAUCGAAUGAUGCUAAGAAGAAAGUGAAGGAUGAAGCAAUCACGCCUCGUCGUGCACGCCUUCCGAGAGCAGCUUCGCAGAAAACCAGUGAAGCUGAGCCGAAGAAUGACGAAGUCACACCCAAACGAAGCAAAUCAGCAAAGAAAACUCCAACUGAUAAGAACUCUGAAACCAAGACACCUAAAAACUCAAAAGCGGUGAAGGCUGAUACACCGAACUCUAAAGCCAAGCAAACUGCCGAAGGAAUCAAAGAACCAACAGAGAAGGUCAGCAAACCGACCACCGGUGCUUUGGAUAAAAUGUUUGCCAAAAUUCAAACCGAAAGCAAGAAGAAACCUGACGAAGCUAUCGAGAUUCUGAAGACUCCAGAGAAAAAGUCCCCAAAAACGGAAGAUAGCCCGAUGGAAGUGGAUCAACUGGAAGGAAGCGCUGUCAGCACCCCUGCUACCAACGCCAUAAGUGUUAGCAUUUGUUUGGACGACUCCAAUGACGGUGGAGCGAAUGCGGAUGAUGAGGAGAAUGCUUACAUGCUGUGCACACCCAACUCAAAGGACCGAUCCUUGCUGGCGGAUAGCAAGCAGGACAAGAAACUGACACCCAAGCAGAUUGCACGGCGGAAGGAAGCCGAGCAGAAGCUGGCCGCCAAACAACAGGAACUGGAGGAAAAGAAGAAAAAGAAGCAAGAGGAGAAAGAAGCCAAGCAGCGCGAAAAGGAGGAACAGGAGCUCCAGAAGAAGAAGGAGCGAGAGGAGAAGGAGGAGCAAAAGCGCAAGGAACGGGAAGAGAAGGAAGAACAGAAACGCAAGGAAAAGGAAGAAAAAGAAGAGCAGAAGCGCAAGGAGAAGGAAGAGAAAGAGGAACAGAAGCGCAAGGAGCGGGAUGAGAAGGAACGCAAACGGCUGGCCGAGGUGGAAGCAAAGAACGAAGAAAAGCGCAAAAAGGAGGAACAGAAAGAGGAAGAGCGGAAGAAGAAGGAAGAGGAAAAGGAAGCCGAAGAGAAGCGCAAACAGAAGACGGCCCAGGCUUUCCAAAGCUUCUUCGUGAAGAAACCGGCGCAGAGGGAUGUGAAGCAAUCGGACGACGAAAAUUCGAUGGAUCGGCAGUCGGUGGGUGAUGGCAACGAGGCGGUACCUCGCCUGGCAUUUAUGCCCUUCUGUGUAAAGGGCGAUAUGCGACUGGCUCCAAUUUGUAGGGCUACCCUUGAGGAGGAUCGCAAGAAGCGGCUGGAGAAGGUGCUAGUUGAUUCCCCAUCGGCUCAGGAGGUCAGCAGGCAGGGACUGUAUCUGCAGCAACUGAAGCGCAAAGAUUAUGUGGUGGGCAAAUGUGACCGAACUUGGACGGCGCAGGAUGACGAGGGUGAUGAGGAUGAUGUGAUGAUUGUUGACGACAACGUUUGCCACCAGAUCGAAGUGGACCCGUCAGCUGCCCCAUCUCGUCGCUACCGGGCCAAGUUCUUCCUGUUCGAGGAAAAUCGCCGGCCUCCAUAUCGCGGAACAUGGCGCAAACGCAGCUCACAGAUCAAACCUCGGCGUCCUUUCAUUCAGGAUACCAAAUUCUUCGACUACGAAGUCGAUUCGGACGACGAGUGGGAAGAAGAGGAACCAGGAGAAUCGCUCCACGGCAGUGACGACGAGAAGGAUGUGGACCCGGAAGAGGACUACGAAGUGGACAACGACUUUUUCGUACCGCAUGGUCAUUUGAGCGACGAAGAGAUGCAAGCCGAAGACGACGUGAUGGAGGACAAUAGCCCCGAAACCCAAAAAGCCAAACUGAAAAUCCUGCAGCAAGAAUUCGCCGCCGAAAUGAAGAAAAAGACAGAGAAGAUCAAACCUCGCCUCAUUGGUUGCUUGUGGGAGAAUGGACCCGAUGAUGAGCCAGAAUGCUCGCCGGUCAUCUGGGAAAUUCUCAAAGCUCGAGCCAUGCUGUAUGACCCGGAUGAACCCAUUUCCUUCACGGUUCAGAAAGCCGAACCCGAAUCAAACAACUCCUCACCCUCGAAAGAAAAGGAACCGAUAGAGCGAAAGCCCAAACAGGUCAAACUUGUAGACGAAGGUGUAAAGGAACUGAUUACGCUUAUCCACGGCAGUGCUCUGAACAGAAAGUUCCUAAUAAAGGAAUUCCUCGCAUAUUGGGCCAAGCGUAGGGACGAAGGAGAAGUCAAUGCACCACAGUAUGGCCAGGACAGUAUAAGGACGAAAAUUCUGGAAGUGGCCAGCUGGAGGCCCUGCCCGGACGAAGGGCCAAUGCAGAACAAAAUGUGCUGGUACGUCAACAAGGAAGCACUGGUCAAGUACGGGUUGACCGAUUUGAAAAUCCCUACCGGAUGGGAGUUUAUCUUGAAGCCUAUCAUCAAGAGCAAGAGGGAGAAAAAGCCGAAGAAGGAUGAGGAAGCAAAUGGGGAUGACGAAGGUGAGAAAAAGCCAGAGUCGAAAAAGGAAUCUCCCAAGGAUAAAGAGAAGAACGACAGACUGCAAUCGACACCGAGCUCGGCCACAAAAUCGAAACCUCCGACCACACCCGCCUCCAGCAUCACCAAGUUCACGAAGAAACUCUCCGAGGACGACAAACGAAAACAGUUUGCGAAGGGACGAAAAUCGAGCACAGCCUCUCCCAGCAGCGCAAGCAAAAAAUCUGCCACUACUGCAAAACUACCUGUAGCUGCGCCGUCACCUAGUUCAGACGCCAAACCGGCGGUAAAGAAGCGCGUCCAGCUGCUGAUGUCCGUUCCGCGAGGGCAAAGCAUCAAUCAGACCACCAAGAGCAAUCUAAUCAGUCAAUUUUUGGCCAAGGGUAGCAGUGAUAGUAAUAAGAAGCACACGUCGGAAGCGAUGGAGGUUGAUCCUCCGGUCGCCAGUGGGAAUCACGGCGGCCAAGCGGCCGAACCUGGCGAGGUCAUUGUGUUAGACGAGUAAUGCUAAUUUUACUGGGCAUUGAACCAGCUUUCAAGUGUAUCUGUCGUUGCAAAUAAACUAUUUUGUAAUUUAUUACACGCUAUUUCCGAUAUUGCUAUUAGGAUCCACGAUUUGCUAGUAUAAGCGUAUAUGUUGGAUGCUCUAUUACUAGUUUUAGGCACAUUUAGUUGAUUAGUCACACAGUUAUCUCUACCAACCGCAUCUACUGUUACUCAGUUCUGUUUAGGCAUUUGUUUCUUUUUAUGUGGUUAUCCCAGCAUUGCAUAGGCAAAUACAAUAGCAUAGUGAGUCAAAGAGCGAUUAUCCGGCACACCACCAGAAAAUUGCUUGUAAAUGGAACAGCGAUGAUCACCCGUUUAGUCGUGCAAAAGAACAGGAAAAUCAAACACCAGAAUCAAGAGUUGAAUAAACUGUGUGCGAAAAUGAUACACAUAUUUUAAAUGUA
Molecule: messenger RNA, 4599 nt
Organism: Aedes aegypti (yellow fever mosquito)
Lineage: Eukaryota; Metazoa; Arthropoda; Insecta; Diptera; Culicidae
Gene: Caf1-180
Product: chromatin assembly factor 1 subunit A-A
Exons: 5
Coding region: 399-4154 (1251 amino acids)
Biological process (GO): nucleosome assembly
Cellular component (GO): CAF-1 complex; nucleus
Source: RefSeq, a predicted model, not a curated record